Abrus precatorius (Indian licorice) is the source of this 4221-nucleotide messenger RNA. RefSeq names its product structural maintenance of chromosomes protein 1. Gene Ontology annotation, biological process: sister chromatid cohesion. Gene Ontology annotation, cellular component: nucleus; cohesin complex; chromosome. Bases 270 to 3962 code for a protein of 1230 amino acids. Gene Ontology annotation, molecular function: ATP hydrolysis activity; ATP binding; protein binding. The record is from RefSeq and is a predicted model, not a curated record. The transcript is spliced from 18 exons. NCBI's taxonomy places the organism in Eukaryota, Viridiplantae, Streptophyta, Magnoliopsida, Fabales, Fabaceae.
UGAAAAUGAGAUCAGCAAGGGGAAAAAGGCACUCGAAAACGGAAGAUUAACGAUAGCGGUACGACUCAUGGUUGAAUCAUAGUUGCUUCUGCUACUUGCUGCUUGCUACUUGCAUAACAAUGUAACCCACUCUCUCCCAAUUCCUAAUUAUCCUCCCGCCAAAAUUUCCCUCUUCCUUUCAAUUCCCAAACCCUAACCCCCUUCCCAUUCUCUCCCAAUUUCACUGCACUCUCACUUUCCACUUAGGGUUUCAUUCCGAUCACACAACCAUGCCGUCGCUACUCUCUCCGGGCAAAAUCCACCGUCUGGAGAUGGAUAAUUUCAAGUCCUACAAGGGCUUCCAAGUCAUCGGUCCCUUCUUCGACUUCACCGCCAUCAUUGGCCCCAACGGCGCCGGCAAGUCCAACCUCAUGGACGCCAUAAGCUUCGUCCUCGGCGUCAGAACCGGCCAACUCCGCGGUGCGCAACUCAAGGACCUCAUCUACGCCUUCGACGACAAAGAGAAAGAGCAGAAAGGACGCAGAGCCUUCGUUCGCUUGGUCUACCAACUCGCUAACUCCACUGAGAUCCAAUUCACCCGAACCAUCACCAGUGCCGGAGCUAGUGAGUACCGCGUGGACGGCAACGUUGUAAACUGGGAUGCCUACAACGCCAGACUCAAAUCCCUUGGCAUUCUUGUCAAGGCUCGCAAUUUCUUAGUCUUUCAGGGUGACGUGGAAUCCAUUGCGUCGAAAAAUCCGAAAGAGCUCACUGCGCUGAUUGAGCAGAUAUCUGGUUCUGAUGAGCUCAAGAGGGAUUUUGAGCAGUUCGAAGAGGAAAAAGGUGCUGCUCAGGAAAAAUCAGCGCUUGUUUAUCAGAAGAAGAGGACGGUGGUUACGGAGAGAAAGCAGAAGAAAGCGCAAAAGGAAGAAGCAGAAAAACAUCUACGCCUGCAGGAUCAACUGAAAUCUAUGAAGAAAGAGCAUUUUUUGUGGCAAUUGUUUAAUAUAGAAAAUGAUAUUGUUAAAACAACUGAUGAUCUUGAAGAUGAGAAAAAGAGUCGUGAAGGCAUUAUUGAAGAACUAGAAAAAUUUGAAAAUGAAGCUGGUAAAAAGAAAAAAGAACAGGCCAAAUAUCUGAAAGAGAUUGCACUACGUGAAAAGAGAAUUUCUGAGAAAAGCAACAAGCUUGACAAGAGUCAACCUGAGCUUCUUAAGUUAAAGGAGGAAAUGAAUCGAAUCAAUUCAAAAAUAAAGAAAGGGAAGAAAGAGCUGGAUAAAAAAAGGGAAGAACGGAGGAGGCAUGCUGCUGAUAUAGCUGAGCUACAGAGGGGCAUCCAGGAUCUUUCUGCAAAGAUGGCAGAGCUACAGGUAAAAGGUCGAGAUGUUGGUGAACAGCUAAAGUUGGAUGGCAAUGACUUGGAAGAAUAUUUUCGAAUCAAAGAGGAAGCUGGGAUGAAAACUGCAAAGCUUAAGGAAGAAAAAGAGCUUCUAGAUAGGCAACAACAUGCUGAUAGUGAAGCGCAAAAGAAUUUAGAAGAAAAUCUUCAACAGUUAAGAAACAGGGAGUCUGAAUUGAAUUCACAGGAAGAACAAAUGCGAGCAAGGCUAAAAAAAAUUCUUGAUAAUUCUACAAAAAAUAAGGAUGGCCUUGCAAACUUGAAAAAAGAACUACGUGUGAUGCAGGACAAACAUCGUGAUUCCAAGAAAAAAUAUGAAAAUUUGAAGUUAAAAAUUGGUGAAUUAGAAAAUCAACUACGAGAAUUGAAGGCUGAUAGAUAUGAAAAUGAGAGAGAUGCCAAAUUGUCUCAAGCUGUAGAGACUCUGAAACGUCUGUUUCAAGGAGUUCACGGUCGCAUGACUGAUCUUUGUAGGCCAACACAGAAGAAGUAUAACCUAGCUGUUACUGUUGCUAUGGGUAGAUUUAUGGAUGCAGUUGUAGUUGAGGAUGAAAAGACUGGGAAAGAAUGCAUCAAGUAUUUGAAAGAUCAGAGGCUUCCUCCACAGACAUUUAUUCCUCUGCAGUCUGUUCGGGUGAAGCCAAUUAUGGAAAGAUUGCGCACAUUAGGGGGUACUGCAAAACUGGUUUUUGAUGUGAUUCAAUAUCCUUUUUCUCUAUUUGAUCCCUCCUUGGAGAAGGCAAUUCUCUUUGCUGUUGGGAAUACUCUUGUUUGUGAUGAUCUUGAGGAGGCCAAAAUUUUAAGCUGGAGUGGUGAGAGGUUUAAAGUUGUAACUGUGGAUGGAAUUCUGCUGACAAAAUCGGGGACUAUGACUGGUGGAACUAGUGGUGGAAUGGAAGCUAGGUCAAAACAGUGGGAUGACAAGAAAAUUGAAGGACUUAAUAAGAAGAAAGAGCAGUACGAACAAGAGUUGGAAGAGCUAGGAUCAAUAAGGGAUAUGCACCUUAAAGAGUCUGAAGCAUCUGGAAAAAUUAGUGGGCUUGAGAAGAAAAUUCAAUAUGCUGAGAUUGAAAAGCGAAGCAUUGAAGAUAAACUUUCAAAUUUGAGCCAAGAAAAACAGACCAUCAAAGAAGAAAUUGAACGUAUCAGUCCAGAACUGCAGAAGUUAAAUGACGCUGUUAACAAGAGGAAUGCAGAAAUACGUAAGAUUGAGAAGAGGAUAAAUGAAAUCACUGAUCGCAUAUACAAAGACUUCAGCAAGUCAGUUGGGGUAGCAAACAUCCGUGAAUAUGAAGAAAAUCGACUCAAAGCUGCUCAAAAUGUAGCAGAAGAGAGGCUGAACCUGAGUAGCCAACUUUCAAAAUUGAAAUAUCAGUUGGAGUAUGAGCAAAAUCGGGACAUGAGUUCUCGAAUUCAAGAAUUGGAAUCUUCUCUCAGUGCUUUAGAGAAGGAUUUAAAACAGGUACAGAACAAAGAGGCUGAAGCAAAGUUAGCAGCUGAAAAUGCUACUGAAGAGAUUAAUCAGUUUAAGGAAGAAACUAAAGAGUGGAAAUCAAAGUCAGAAGAUUGUGAAAAGGAAAUCCAAGACUGGAAGAAGAAAGCUUCUGCAGCCACAACAAACAUAUCCAAACUCAAUCGUCUGAUAAACUCUAAGGAGGCACAGAUUGAGCAGUUGAUCGUGCAAAAGCAGGAAAUAUCAGAUAAGUGUGAACUAGAACAGAUUAGCCUUCCAAUCAUAUCAGAUCCCAUGGAUACUGGUAGCUCAACCCCAGGUCCAGUUUAUGACUUUAAUCAACUAAGUAGGGCACUGAGAGAUAGGAGACACUCUGACAGGGAUAAAAUUGAGGUAGAAUUUAAGCAAAAAAUGGAUGCCUUGAUGUCCGAGAUUGAAAGAACAGCACCAAAUUUGAAGGCAUUGGACCAGUAUGAUGCCCUGCUAGAAAAAGAAAGAGCUGUAACUGAAGAGUUUGAAGCUGUCAGGAAAGAGGGAGAGGAAAAAGCACAGAGAUUCAAUGACGUUAAGGAGAGGAGGUACCGCUUGUUCAUGGAAGCUUUCCACCAUAUAUCUAGUAAUAUAGAUAAAAUUUACAAACAACUCACCAAGAGCAACACACAUCCACUGGGGGGAACAGCAUACUUAAACUUGGAAAAUGAGGAUGAUCCAUUUCUACAUGGCAUCAAGUACACUGCUAUGCCCCCAACAAAGCGCUUCCGUGAUAUGGAGCAACUAUCUGGUGGGGAAAAGACAGUUGCUGCUCUUGCAUUGCUAUUUUCCAUCCACAGUUUUAAGCCUUCACCAUUUUUUAUAUUGGAUGAAGUUGAUGCUGCGUUGGACAACUUGAAUGUUGCUAAGGUUGCUGGCUUUAUUCGUUCCAAAUCUUGUGAAGGGGCGAGGGCUAGUCAAGAUGCUGAUGGUGGAAAUGGUUUUCAGAGUAUCGUGAUAUCACUGAAAGACACCUUCUAUGACAAAGCCGAAGCAUUAGUUGGGGUUUAUAGGGACUCUGAAAGAGCGUGUUCGAGAACUCUCACAUUUGAUCUAACUAAAUAUCAAGAGUCCAAAAAUUCAUCCGCAGGGUCUAAUUGAUUAGCCGCCUGCUAUGUACAGAGCUCGAUUGCGUUUUUAUUUCUUGUUUAAAGGUGGCCAAACCUAUAUGUAUCUUCUUAUCAUCCCUCUUGUCAAUUCCUUGUGUUUUAAGUUACCAUUUGAGUUCUUUUUUAAAAUUAUUGUAAAUAGGACUUCCUCACAGUAGAUGCCCUUUUCUGCUACCAUAAAUGCAAUGUAGAAUACAGUGGCUAGAUGUCCAAAUGUUCUUGAAGUAUUUUUUAUUCAUUCAACUUUCUCU